UCUCCUCAUCUCUUGCUCUUACUCACACAAUAAUGUCAUCAAUGAGUACUGAAAGCUCUGUGUGGCAGUGGUCAGCUGGUAAAGAUCAAUUCAAUUUCCAUCAUCAUCAAGUGAUGGCCUCUGGCUCUGGCCCUGGCUCUGCAGCUGAUGAUCAGUACCAAACAUGGAGGGCAGUGGCAUCAAGGCUUGCACUUGACAAUCAAUUCAGAAAUAUGACAGAAAGACAUGAGUAUUACUCAAAUGCAAAUAUUGAUCAAGAAGAUGAGGAGGAGGAAGACUUGAAUAAUAAUAAUUAUUAUUGUUAUUAUAGGAAGACUAAUUUCAACAAUAAUCUUAAUAUGCCUUUGCGAUUGAGAUCGUUAGAGGAGUUGAAAGGUGAUCAGCAGCAGCAGCAGCAGAGUAACACUAGUCAUGAUAAGUGGCAUAAGAGUUUGCCUCAGGCUGAAAUGCUGCCUAGGAAUGAGGUCUUGGGUGGUUACAUUUUCGUGUGUAACAAUGAGACUAUGCAAGAGGAUCUCCAUCGCCAACUCUUCGGGCUCCCACAGAAAUAUAAGGACUCUGUUAGGGCAAUAACCCCAGGCUUACCCCUUUUUCUUUAUAACUACACAGCCCACCAGCUGCAUGGAGUAUUUCAGGCUGUAAGUUUUGGAGGGUCAAACAUUGACCCAACAGCGUGGGAAGACAAGAAGUGCAGAGGAGAAUCAAGAUUUCCAGCUCAGGUUAGAAUUCGAGUGAAGGAAAGGUGCAAACCAUUAGAAGAGGAUGCUUUCAGGCCAAUACUUUACCACUAUGAUGGCCCUAAGUUUCGUUUACAGCUCUCUGUGCCUGAGGCACUUGCAUUGUUAGACUUAUUUAAAGAAAAGAACCUUUAAGGAGCUAUCAGCAGAUGUAUCCACCAACGUUAAAGGGAGUAGGAAAAUCAAUCCCCAAACAAAUAUAGUGGUAAACUGUAAAAAGCAUUGCGGCAGCAUAGAAUGGUUAUGGUUGUUUUCACAAUGUCGCCUGAUGAUGAUGAUGAGAAAUGAAGAUUAGAGUUGAAAACGUAUUUAGCAAUGGGACAAGGAUGUAACAUAACAUGCAAUCAAUGAAAGGUCCUUCC
Molecule: messenger RNA, 1099 nt
Organism: Prunus persica (peach)
Lineage: Eukaryota; Viridiplantae; Streptophyta; Magnoliopsida; Rosales; Rosaceae
Product: B2 protein
Exons: 5
Coding region: 33-872 (279 amino acids)
Biological process (GO): response to endoplasmic reticulum stress
Source: RefSeq, a predicted model, not a curated record